AUUGAUUGUGGAAUAUAAGGAUAUUGCCAGCAUUCACUGGGACUGGAAAAUUGCCCUGCUGUUUGUGGCAUUUGCCCUGUGUAUGUUUUGCCUUUAUAGCUUCAUGCCAUUGGUGAUUAAAGUCACUAGUGCCACUUCCGUCAACCUAGGCAUCCUGACAGCGGACCUCUACAGCCUUUUCGUUGGACUCUUUCUGUUUGGCUAUAAGUUUUCAGGACUCUACAUCCUGUCCUUCACCGUCAUCAUGGUGGGGUUUAUCCUGUACUGCUCCACCCCGACUCGCACGGCCGAGCCGGCUGAAAGCAGCGUGCCUCCGGUCACCAGCAUUGGGAUUGACAACCUGGGGAUGAAGCUGGAGGAGAACCUCCAGGAGACCCACUCUGCUGUCUUGUAGCUGGAGAAGAUGGCGCACCCAGCCCCCACCAGGAUAAAGCAGAGCCUGCUGUUUGCUGAGGGGACACUUGGGGAAAAAUAGCAGACUCAGAGUGGACACUCUACAACCCUGGCUUGGAUCCAGUGGUUAGGUUUUAGAAAGGAACACUAAACAAAGUUCAAAAGUAGAAAUACCAAACUAGAGCAGAAACCAAGCUAAGAGUGUGUUUCUGUGUUUGAGGACCA
Messenger RNA from Piliocolobus tephrosceles (Ugandan red Colobus), 618 nucleotides. RefSeq names its product solute carrier family 35 member F2-like. Gene Ontology annotation, biological process: transmembrane transport. Gene Ontology annotation, molecular function: transmembrane transporter activity. Gene Ontology annotation, cellular component: membrane. The annotation marks the transcript as partial. The transcript has 3 exons. NCBI's taxonomy places the organism in Eukaryota, Metazoa, Chordata, Mammalia, Primates, Cercopithecidae. The record is from RefSeq and is a predicted model, not a curated record.